Messenger RNA from Manduca sexta (tobacco hornworm), 3106 nucleotides. RefSeq names its product transient receptor potential channel pyrexia-like. The record is from RefSeq and is a predicted model, not a curated record. Gene Ontology annotation, cellular component: membrane. Lineage: Eukaryota; Metazoa; Arthropoda; Insecta; Lepidoptera; Sphingidae. Gene Ontology annotation, biological process: monoatomic ion transport; transmembrane transport. Gene Ontology annotation, molecular function: monoatomic ion channel activity; protein binding.
GCUCAGUCGCGAUCUUACAAUGGACAACUUCGGCUACCGCGAAAUGGGUUGGCCAUCUCCGUUGCAGACUCCCGCGCAAACCCCCACAAGAUCUCGUCUCACCAGCAGCGUACGCUCAAGAGUUCGUGAACCUGAAGAAUACCCUCUCAAUUCCGCGUACAGACAUGUCAAGAACAUCGAUUUGCUUGAAUCAGCUCGGGAGCCCGGCAAAGCUAAGGAGUACUUGUUCGUCGGACCAUCACCGCCAGCUGAAGAUGCACCGAAUAUGUACCACAGUUUCGAUGUCCUUGCACCGGACCCAGAAGCCAGGUUAACUGAAGAAGCAGUGCGGAGAGGAUUGUGUGAACGCGCACUAACUUUAGGAGCUGCGAGAUUUUUUGAUGAUGUGGAAUGUGGAUUAAUAACAGCAGAAAACAUAGAAGAACACAUCAGUUCCGCGCCUGAAGUGGUUGUGAAUUUGACUCUAUUGUGGGCCGCAUUUCUCACUCGGGAUGAGUUGUUACCUGCUAUUCUGGAAGCUGGAGCCGAUAUUCAUUACUCAGAGUCACCCGGUUUGACAGCUUUGCAUAUGGCAGCAUUCAGUGGAGCUGGCAGAGCUGCUAUAUUUUUAAUUUCGAGAGGAGCGGACGUCGAUUUUGCGCCUAAAUAUUUUACGCCCCUUCAUUGUGCUGCAUUUGGGAACUCUCUUGAAGUUGCUGAAAUUUUGAUAGCCAAUGAAGCAUCAUUACACUCGGUGGUUCAAAGAGCUGGAUGUGAAGACAAUCUUGUUCAUUGUGCAGUGAGAGCUGAUGCUGUGGAGUGUAUGGAAAUGUUUAUAGAGAGAGGAGUAGACCCUUCAUAUGUGACAUCUGGAGGCUUGAACGCUUUACAUUUGGCAGCGGAGAUCGGAGCUCAACGUUGUCUCUCAUACUUGCUAAAAGAAACGAAGAUAAGUGUAAACGGAGUCACAAAACAAAGAGAUAAGGAAUGCACAGCGCUACACUUAGCAGCAGCUAGAGGAUACGCUGAAUGCGUCGAACUUCUUUUAUCAGAAGGUGCUAAAGCAAACACGAAGAAUUACAGAGGAUUCACGGCUCUUCACCUAGCUUCAAGAUGUUCGAGUAUUGAAUGCGUUGAAGUGCUUCUCCGAGAUGGCAACGCCGACCCCAAUGCAGAAGACUACGAUAAAAGAACCCCUCUUCAUGCCGCAAUAUGUCGCGCCGACCGAGCUUGUGACAUCAUCGAUAUGUUGGUAAGUUGGGGUGCUCAAGUCAACAAAAAAGACGAAUACGGAUAUUCUGCUCUUCAUUUGGCAGCAAUGGACGGCCUGACUCAAUGCGUGGAAACAUUGAUUCUCGGGGCCGAUGUCACGUCCAAAUCGAAGAAAGGUCACACCGCUCUGAGCGUCAUUGCAAGAAAGACACCGAAAUCACUCGCAAUUUUGAAAUACAAUUUAGACUGCGGCAUAUCACUCAGCCGUUCGACUGAAGGCAACGAAGAAGUGCAGAUAGAAUUCGAUUUUGGCAAAUUAUUAAAAUUUUCAUAUCCCCGCGAGAUAACAUAUUUGAACAGUUUGAUUGAUGAAGGUCAGAAAGACAUUUUGUUACAUCCGCUGUGUUCGGCGUUUUUAUUUAUGAAAUGGCGUAAAAUAAGAAAAUUUUACCUAGCCAGACUCAUCUUUUGCUUCUUGUUUGUGUCGUUCCUAUCGAUAUAUGUGCUAACAGCUGUAGUAAAAACCUGUAAAGGUAAAUACUCGAAAAAAUACGGAGUGCCGAAUGAGUUGUGUCAAGCCCAAUCACUGCUGGGUAUCAUGUUAGAAAAUAAUCCAAUUGAAUUUGAAAGAUGGGUUCUUAUGGCCAUCACUGCUUUUGAAAUAGUAAGAAAAUUAACGGGCAUAACGGGAUAUUCGAGUUUAUAUCAAUAUUUUACGACCUUUGAGAACUUGAUGGAGUGGUUUGUUCUUCUUUCUGUGUUCUCCCUCUAUAAUAUCCAUCGUGACUAUAGCUGGCAGAACCACGUCGGGGGGUAUGCUGUGUUGGGAGCAUGGACCAAUCUCAUGUUGAUGAUGGGACAACUGCCUAUGUUCGGAGAUUACGUCGCUAUGUACCAGAAAGUUUUGACAGAAUUCCUCAAAUUACUGCUGGCCUAUAUUUGCUUACUUCUCGGCUUUACCAUUUGUUUCUGCGUGGUCUUUCCCAAUGAGGAAAUGUUCUCUAAUCCCUUAAUGGGUUUCAUCAGUACGUUAUCAAUGAUGGUAGGAGAAUUAAAUCUAAAUAUAUUAAUCAACGAUCCGAUGCAAGACGAUCCUCCUUUGAUCUUCGAAUUAUCAUCUCAAAUUAUCUUCAUUCUAUUCUUAUUAUUUGUUACCGUUAUACUAAUGAACCUAUUAGUUGGUAUAGCUGUUCAUGACAUCCAAGGAUUGAGAAAAACAGCAGGACUAUCCAAAUUAGUUCGCCAAACAAAACUGAUUCUAUUCGUAGAGAUGGGCAUGUUUAGUGCUUGGCUACCCAAAUGCCUGCACAAAUACGUAUACAGGACAGCCCUAGUUUCUCCUGAGGCUGGCAAAGUUAUAUUGAGUGUGAAACCAUUGAACCCUAGGGAGAAACGACUGCCUACUGAUAUAAUGAUGGCUGCGUACGAACUGGCGCAAAUAAACAAAGUAAAAUCAGGGAGAUCAGUAAAAGAGAUUUUAUAUAAGAACAAGUUCUCAUCAAAACUGAAGAAUGAAGGGCAGUCGAACGAUCACAACUUCAACAUAGAGAUAAGAGGGAUGCAAGAGAAGAUAGACCAGGCUACGUUUAAUUUAAAGAAGAUUGACCAGGAGAUGAGACAUCUGAAUACAUUGCUAAUGGAACAACAAACGAUGUUGCAAAAUGUUUUCAAAUAUUCUGAAGUGGUGCCUUACAGAUCUUCGUAUGCCACUACGCCAAUAUAUCCAGAAUCUCCGGUGUUCUUCUCAAGUAACACCUCUGAGAGUAAUAAAUAAGGGACUUGGGUUUGGUUAUCAGGGUUUUAGGGGCUGUGAAUUGAGUGUGCUAAUGGUUUGUCGUUAAAGGUUGAAGUAGAAUGAAGGUGAAAUUUUGUUAUUCUGUAUUUUUUAUAUAAAUUAAAUUGUUUUGUUAAAAUA